Messenger RNA from Funneliformis mosseae, 810 nucleotides. The record is from the annotation of a GenBank genome assembly. NCBI's taxonomy places the organism in Eukaryota, Fungi, Glomeromycota, Glomeromycetes, Glomerales, Glomeraceae.
AUGUCAGACGAGGUCGUAUGGCAAGUUAUAAAUCAACAAUUUUGUUCUUAUAAAGUCAAAACUGUAACCCAGAAUUUCUGUCGAAAUGAAUAUAAUGUUACAGGGUUUUGUAGUAGACAGUCAUGUCCUUUAGCUAAUUCUCGAUAUGCAACAGUUCGGGAGAUUGAUGGUAUCAUUUAUUUAUACAAAAAAGUUCCAGAACGGGCAAAUAUGCCAGCUAAAAUGUGGGAACGUAUUAAAUUACCAAAGAACUAUGCCAAGGCAUUAGAGCAGAUCGAUAAGGAUUUAAUGUAUUGGCCAAAUUUUUUGAUUCAUAAAUGUAAGCAACGCUUAACUAAAAUCACACAAUAUUUGAUACGGAUGAGGAAAUUAAGAUUAAAGGAUCGGGUAAAACUUGUUGGCAUUAAAAAGAAGAUCGAAAGGCGCGAGGCUACAAGAGAACGAAAAGCAGAGGCCGCAGCGCGACUAGAUAAGGCUAUUGAGAAAGAAUUGAUUAGUCGUCUAAAAAGCAAAGCUUAUGGUGACACACCGCUCAAUGUUAAUGAAGAAGUAUGGAAGUCAGUAUUGGAGAGCGAUAAAAAGGAUGAAGAGAAUAGUGAUGAUGAUUUGCUUGAAGGAUUUGAAGAAGUAGAUGACGAGAUAGAUGAUAAGGAACAAGAAAUUGAAAAUGAGGUUGAUGGAGAAAAUAAGAGUAAAAGAAGAGUUGUUAAUAAAGAUCGACGACCGAAAAAGAAAAAACGUGGAACGUACGUGGAAGUUGAAUAUGAACACGAGCACGAACAUUCUAUUUCAAAAGUGCCCAAUUGGUAG